AUGACUUUGAUGAACGCUAUGUCUUCCCUCGGCAACGUUGGCUCAAUGAACUCUAUUUCAAAGAGCUCAGUUGGUAGUGGAUUGGGUGCUGGUGCUGGACAAGGUGCCAAUUCUGUGGCUUGUGGAGGUUGUGGAGGAAGUGGAAUUGGUGUCAAUGCCAAUGUCAAUGUCAAUCUGGGAGGUGUAGGAUGUCUGGUCGGAGGAGUACUUGGCACUGUCAAUGGAAUUGUUGGUGGUCUCCUCGGUGGUCUCCUGGGAGGUGGUUGUGGAUGCUAA
This is a messenger RNA of Acytostelium subglobosum LB1, 276 nucleotides long. RefSeq lists its product as hypothetical. The coding region runs from base 1 to 276 and encodes 91 amino acids. The transcript is spliced from 2 exons. Lineage: Eukaryota; Evosea; Eumycetozoa; Acytosteliales; Acytosteliaceae. The record is from RefSeq and is a predicted model, not a curated record.